Prorocentrum cordatum is the source of this 2341-nucleotide messenger RNA. NCBI's taxonomy places the organism in Eukaryota, Dinophyceae, Prorocentrales, Prorocentraceae. The record is from the annotation of a GenBank genome assembly.
AGGAUCGCUGGGAGAGCACCCUCUCUGGGGCGCGGCUUUCCCCAGCCCGCGCGGGCGCGGCGCAUGGGCCAGUGGGUAUGUGGCGGCGAGCGGCCUCCCUCCCUGGACCGGGCCGCGCCCGGUAGCCGGGGCAGCCAGGGCGGCAGCAGGGCCCCCCCGGGCAGCAGGGCGUCGCUGUCGCCGAUGGAGGGCUCUGGUGCCAAGGGCAGCAGCCUGCGCCGCACCAGCGCCGCCUCGCAGUAUCGGCUGAGGUGCGUGGAGAGGGACAUGCCGCAGUGCAACAAGGCUUCGCCGGUCAAGCUGAUCGUCUUCGACCUGGACGAGACGCUCACGGUGGCAACGUUCAUGACUUCGGACGGCAGCUGUCUUCCCAACGAGCGUGAGACCAUGGCGAAGGUGAACUUCCAGACCCCCUGGGUGGAGGGCUCGAGGGUAGAUAAGCUCAAGCACAUGUUCGAGGGGCUCAUGAGCGGCAAGGAUGGGCAGCGCAGGCACCUGGCGAUCCUGACGCGGAACGCCAACGCGGCGGGCGUCCUCGCCGUGGUCAACCUCCUCAAGGUUGGUGGGCUCGACGAGUUCUUCUGCGCCAUCUGGACGAUGCCGUGGCGCCGAGGCAAGCACAACGGCGCGUUCCGGGACGCGGGCGGCGUGUGGCAGUUUUUCGAUCCCCCCGUCGACAUGGUCCACGACCACAAGGCGGACGUGCUGAAGCAUGUCUGCGGGCAGCCGGAGAAGUGGAUCCCGCAGCUCGCGGGCCAGGGGAAGGCCGAGUUCGCGGACCUGCUGCCGCUGAGGCAGGAGGCCAUCGUUCUGGUGGACGACCAGAGGGCCAACUUCACGAGCCCCUCGGGCGUCGAGGUGAUGAGAUAUUGCAAGGUGGCUCGGUACGACGCAAACUACCGCAGCUUCGGCCUCAUCAAGGACAUGGGGGGCAUCGGCGCGCACAGCGACGCAGAUUACGACAUGCUGAAGCGCUUCGUGGAGGACCCGUGGAUGUGCAAGGACUCGAUGCAGGUCCGCUGCAACGAGCGCGACUUCGAGGGCCACGAGAGGAAGAGCCCGGUGCAGCUGGUGGUCUUCGACUUCGACGAGACCCUCACGCUCGCCACCUUCAUGCCGAAGGACAUGGGGGAGGGGGAGUGGUCCGAUGCCGACCUGCGGGACUACAACUUCGAGACCCCCUGGGUCGAGAAGGGCAGCAGGAUCGAGAAGCUCGGCAGGCUGCUGCGGUGGAUUGCCACGGAGAGGAAGCUGGCCGUGCUGACCAGGAACGAGUGUGGCGCAAUGGCCGUGCUAAACUUGCUGUCCAUAGCUGGGCUGGCGGACCACUUCAGCGUGAUCUGGACCAUGAUCCAGGCCGACGGCUCCGGCAUGGACAAUGGCGCCUACCAGGAGGGCGGGGAGUGGAAGUGCUUUCGGCCACCCGUCGAGAAGGUGAACAACCACAAGGCGGACGUGCUCCGCCAUGUCGUGGACCACACCGAGGAGUGGUUCCCGCAGCUGCGGGGCCAGGAGAAGUCGCGCUACCAGGAUCUCGUGCAGUUGCGGCCAGAAGGCGUCGUGCUCAUCGACGACGAGAGGGCGAACUUCCGCAGCUACGAUGUGGUCGACGGCUUCGACGAGCCCUCGACGGUGCUGCGCUAUUGCAAGGUUGCCCGCUACGACGAAGAGUACCGGGACUGCGGUCUGCUCAACCAGAUGGGCGGUCUCGGAGCGCACAGUGACUCUGACUACGUGGCGGUCAAGGACUUCAUCGAGGCUCCGUGGGACUUCCCCUACGAGCGUGUCUCCGAGGCGGCCACCCAGGUCCUCUCCCCGACGCGCCCUCGCCCGGGCGGCGAGGGCGGCCCGGGCGGCGAGCGGCUGCAGCGCGCGGUGGGCGCCUCGGAGGAGAGGUCGAAGGCGCCGCGGAAGCGCACGGCGCUGCCUCCGUGAGGCGAUCGCCCUCGCCAUGGGCGGGCGGAGCGCCUCUCCCUCACUUGCUCGUGCCUGAUCUGCUCUCCAUCCCGCUUCGUCCUUCCUCGUCCUCCUCCCUCUUCCUUCCUUCCUUCCUUCCUCGUCCCUGCCUCCUGCUGAAGGCCCGCGCCUCUUAGGGAUGCCGCAGCGCCGCGCUCUCGGCCCCCUCGGCCGCCCGCGGCCCGGAUGCGCGCCUGAUGCUGCGCCAGGCCGCCUCCUGUUGCCUCUAUGUUUGUCCAGCACCGGCCUUGGCUGCAGCCCCGUGGGGGCCGUCUCGGGACCGCCGUGGCCACCAGUGAGCGGCCCAGGGCCAACCUCGGCGGCGGGCGAGGGGGGGAAAGGAUAACGGGCGGGCCUUCUCAGAGGGCUCGGAAGUCCCCUGGCC